CAAGCCCCCCCCAACAACUACCCUCGAUGUAACCGCGGUUCAGAAGCUCAUUUAUACUGGUGGCGGGGACAGACCGGAGCGCCAUUUCUGUUGACUGUAAAUAACAUAGAUAUACGGCGUGUCCCCUGCUGAGAUCCUGAACAGCUGAUAUAGGCUGGAUUUCAUCUUGUGCACGCCGAAACGUUAUUUGUUAAAAGGGUCCCACAUGGUCCGCAGGUUGUGUUGUUUGUUGAUAUCGACUCCACUUUGAGCCGUCAGCAGCACGUCCGGACAAACCAGAAAACAUGGAGAACGUACUGCUGAAUGAGAAUGAUGAUGUUGAGACCCACGAGGAGGCUUCCCAUGAGACAAACGCUGCACAAGAACCAAACGAUGAGCCUGCAGUGGCAUUAGCUUCAGAACAAGGGCAAGAGCGGCCGACUGAAAAGUUGUUGGAUUUAACCCCCAGCUCUGGGGGGCGACUAAGAAGGAAAAAUCCCAAAUAUUUAGACUACGAAAAAGAGCUCUGCAAGAAACAACCCAGAAAAACUCCUGUCAAAAAGAGUUCACAGAACGGGGAAACACCAGGAAAAACCCCAGCAAAGAGGGGUCGACCAAAGAAAGUUGCAGCACCUGAAGCAGAUCAGGACCAAGAGGAAAUCAACACACCGCCCCAUAAAUCAGAGAAAGCACCCAAAAAACGCCGUGUGGGCAAGAAGACUCGAAUAAAGAAAACUGCAAAAAAAUCUCCUGCCAAAGGAGAUGGUAAGUUAACAGUGGAGAUUGGUUGUGUAGAGUCAGAGCAGCAAGAAACGGAGCCAAAGAAGCCCAAGAGAAAGUAUGUGAAGAAGCAGGUGGUACAGAAAGAGGCACCAGCUGAAAGUACAGCCGUUCAGGAGGACCAAGAAGAUACCCCCAUUGCAACUGAAGUUGAGACUACUCCUGGUGGCCGUCCUAGGAGAAGUGCCGCUAAAGCGGCAAUUAAGUACCUUCAAUCCUUGGCAAAAGAGGCACAUGAUGCACAUGGCCAUCUUAACAGUUCAGGAUCACAGCCGGAUUCCAGCAAUGAGAGCCCAAGCCCAGAUCCACCGCCAGCCUCAGGACAGAAAAGUCCAAAAGCUGUUAAAGCAAGAGGUAGGAGAAAAAAGAAAAAGCAUCCUGGCUUUGAAAGUGAUAAUCUUGCAGAAGAUGAGGACUUUGUUCCAGAUGACGAAGAGCAGGUUGGGGAGGAGAUGGAGGAAGAAGAGGAACGGGAGUCAGAAUGGGAAUCAGACCCUGAGCACCCCACUGGAAGAAAUGCAGCAGCAGCUUCAUACGUGAACAGGAGCAUUCAAGGAUAUGUGAAACACUAUGGAAAAGCUGCAAAUGGACUGCCUAACUACAUCAUGAGAGUUGCAAUAGAUUCAGCUAAAUGCAACAAGAAAUUCCGAGAGGAGCACUGCAGUAGCUGGGUGUUCCCAGAAUGGAUCCCCUCUGUGAAACACUGGCACAUCGUACAAGAAAGUGACAGAGAGAGGUACUUGCCUCAAGAGCUGCGGUCUGCUGGUUUCAAGGUUUUCAGAGAAGGACUCUGCAAAAAGGAGGCGACACCUAUGCAAAGACUCAGCAGGUUUGAGAGCUUGCCUGCACAUCCAGAGCGUUGGGACAUGUUCAUGUUUGCUGGUGGGCCGGUCUGGGCCAUGGAGUGGUGCCCGACACCAGACGGCAUCACAGCCGAUCAAUAUGUAGCUCUGGCCUGCCACCAAAGGAUGGACGACCAGCAUUUUGCCAACAGGAUAUAUGCGGGGCCUGGCCUCAUUCAACUGUGGGACCUAGGCAGACUGGAGUAUGACAUCAGACCGGAGACACCCCCGUCCCUCUCUUACUGCUUGGCCCAGAACAAAGGCUUUGUCUGGCAACUCAAGUGGUGCCCGGCAGGAGCAUGGGAGCUACCGACUUGUGAAAGAAAGGUACCUUUCCUGCCCAGACUGGGUCUCCUUGCAGCAGCCACCUCCACCGGUGUGGUCACCAUUUACAGCAUGCCCCACCCUGAUGUACUGAACAGCAGCAAGAUGGUCCCUGAUUCCGGAGAACUCACCCAAGGUCCACCCAUAUACAAGGCUGAAGGAGUGAUAACGCUGAAGCUGGGUUCUCUCAAAUCCCCUCGCCCUGACAAGAGUGGACAGGUCCUGUCUAUGGACUGGGUAUUUGACAAACCACACAAUAUAAUGGCUGUUGGCUUCUAUGAUGGCUUAGUAGGCCUAUGGGACCUGUCCAGCAGGUCUGCAAUGCUGUGUGUGCAUGAGCCAGACAACUCCAUAACACUAUUUCCCUACCGCUGCUUCUUCGCCCAUGAUAAUGCUGUCCGUGCACUUGCCUUCUGCCCCGCCUCCAGAUACCUGCUGGUGACAGCUGGAGAUGACCGCUUGGUGAAGACAUGGGACCUGAAGAGGCUCUACGAGCCAAACACUGUCCAGAAACGCAACCUGACCACCGAGGUCUACUGGCCCUUAAAUUCACCUGGCAUCUUUCUGUCCCAAGAGAGCACCUACUCAACGUAUCGCCAACAAGGUGUCCAUUACUACGACCUGGGCUACUACAACAUCCGCUCACUCUUUGUGAUUCCCAGGACCUCCACCAUGUGGUCAAUAUCCUUCACCGAUUGGUUGAAUGGCUUGGUGACAUCAGAUACCCUUGGUGAGGUGAUCUUUGCCCUGCCUCCAGAACUGGCCACACACACCCAAACCUUCAGACGGGUUGUCGAGAGACGCUUUGUAUAUUCAAUGGAGAAAAAAACCCCCAAAUAUUUGCUCACACAAUCUGAACUUUGGCCAAGGGAUGCUAAUAACCAUGUUCCUCUGCAGCCGGUCUUCUUCACAGACAUGGUGCCUUACGAAACAAAUACCACAGAAGAAGAAAGCUGUGACGUUGAGGAUGUGGAGGAGAUGGGGACCACUGGGGAACAGGAGAAUGUAAGAAAGACAGAAGGAGCGCAUGCCGGAGCUGAGGGGGAGAGGGAGAGUCACAACACCCCAGGCGAAGUCACCGUACAAGGAGAAGAAGAGAAUGCCAGUCCUAGUAUUGACGUAUUUCUCCAGAGCCCUCAGACAUACAAGGAGGCUGCAAAGAAGUACUACCUCCACUACACUGACAGUGAUAUGCUGACCUUCAACAAUUACCUGAAGCGAGCACCAUGGAAGCGGAUGUGUAACACAGAGGUGAAUUCCAAGAGUGACUUGGACCUCAUGCCACUGGCUGCACUUCAUAAGGUGCGUUUCAACCCCAACAUGAGCAGUCACACCUGGGUCGUGUCUGCAGGCCAGGCGGGGCUGGUCCGAGUACACUGCUUAAAGAGCAUGAACAAUUCUGACAUCCAGAAGAUGAUCGACGAGAACAAAGCACAGUACAAUGCACAGUACCUACCAGAGGAUACAGUAGUGAAGAUCGAGCUGACAUCCAGUCCACAAGCCGUUCAUUCCACAACAGAGCAGCAAUAGCAGGAACUCAGAUGUCGCACCUUCACAAUAAAAGGACAGCUCUACGUUCACAUGUCAAACUUGAACCAGAUGGUGGCAAGAACGCCAUUGUCAGAUGAAAAGCUCUAUCCCAGAAAGAGGAAAAGAGUGUUGUAUCCUCAUCAGCAACUGUUACGGCUGUUAAACAUUUGAGUGAAAACAGGGUUCGAGAGCCUUUCAUGAGGUCAUGGAAGUCAUUGAACACGUUCAAAACUGUCAGUCGAGAAAGUAACUUGAAUAUUUGCUGGAUGCUUUUCCGCAACAGCAUCUACAAAUUGCCUAUAUCUAAAGCCGUCUUCCAGAAGAACAGUCCAUGUUUUGAGGUGCUUUUCCUGUGAUUUUUCCCUCUUCGGAGCAAAUGAUGCAGUUGAAAAAGGCGACUGGGAAAGCUCAAAGGACCGAAGACAGUAAUACCUCAAGGGUUUCCCCAGGCUGUAAAAUGCGUCAUGUUCUCAGUGACUUUACGGUUGACCAUCACUGAACGUUAUGAAGAAAUAUCUUAUUUUUCUCUAUUCCACUCUGGAAGAAAAUAACCAACAACGUUUAUGGUGACAAGAUUUUUAUGGAGAAACCUGGUCCCACAACUUGAUUUGGAAAAUUACAAAUAUGAAGGAUUGGCCUGAUUAAAUCAAGCUUAACCCUUCAGCGAAUUUGAUUAAAUUCAGUUACAAGUGUAUGUUGGUUUUAGCCAGUUAUUUUUGCAAAACUUUGCUUCUAUGUCAACAGGUUGUUGGACUGCAGUGGAUGCAGAUUGCUGUUGUUAGAUAGUUUCAUACUGAGAUUGCUGACUACACAGUGCUUCAGAUUUUAUUGCAUACAAUUUUAUCAUGGUUUUAUAUUUAAGAUGGAGCUACCCUUGCUGCUAUACUCAUAUGUAUGUGUGGGUUUUAUUUUUUUUUUUUGUUUUUAUUUGUUUUAUAUAGGAAAAAAAACUCAGGGUAUUUCUGAGCGUAAAUACUUGAAAAUGUUGCUGUAAUAAUGUUUGAUUCAAUUUCAAAUGUGAAAAAUCUUCAACAUUGCCCCCCCCCCCAUGUUUUCUUCCAUUAACUUUCAUUGUUCUUCUGAUGAUUCCAUGGGAACAGGCUUUAAGGCUGCACAGUAACCUGGCCUUUUUUUUUCUAAUAUAUCAUAACCUGAUAUUAAAAAUGUGGUUCAGCCUUUUCUACUGAAUUUCAUUUUGCAGUGCCUAAAGAAAUGUUUUUAAAAAUGAGGGUUGAGGAUGUCUGGGUGUUAUAACUGUCUAUUCCGUUGCCUACCAACAAGGGGAUCACCGGUUCGA
This is a messenger RNA of Lampris incognitus (smalleye Pacific opah), 4752 nucleotides long. RefSeq names its product general transcription factor IIIC, polypeptide 2, beta (gene gtf3c2). Gene Ontology annotation, biological process: transcription by RNA polymerase III. Gene Ontology annotation, cellular component: transcription factor TFIIIC complex. Lineage: Eukaryota; Metazoa; Chordata; Actinopteri; Lampriformes; Lampridae. Gene Ontology annotation, molecular function: protein binding. The record is from RefSeq and is a predicted model, not a curated record. The transcript is spliced from 21 exons. Bases 285 to 3455 code for a protein of 1056 amino acids.